AUGGGGCUGAAGCACACUUUACACCUUGAAGAAUGUAUCAGAGAUAGCAGCGAGCGCAGAAGCGUCUGUGCAGUUCGGCGCACUCAGCACGCAGAGGGCAGUCGGCACAGCAGCAGCAGUCUUUCCUCUGCAAGCGGCGACCCGGAAGCAAAGGAUGCUGGCCGGCUAGCGGCGAGCGGCUGCGGCUGGCUGAGGCUGCGCAGCGCCCAGGCAGACGCGGCCACCAUGCGGCCCCGCGCGCUCGCCUCGCUCAUCGCGGUGGUGUCGCUGGCCGCCUGCCUGACGGCGCCGUCCCAGACCAGCGCGAUGCACUCCUCCAGGCCAGGCGGCGGCGGCGGCGGCCGGCGGUCGCAGCGCUCCAGGGACCACCACGCGCUGUGA
Molecule: messenger RNA, 381 nt
Organism: Schistocerca piceifrons (Central American locust)
Lineage: Eukaryota; Metazoa; Arthropoda; Insecta; Orthoptera; Acrididae
Exons: 4
Coding region: 1-381 (126 amino acids)
Source: RefSeq, a predicted model, not a curated record